GAAAAGGAGCAUCUAAGGACUCCAGUCACUGAAAAACUAAUUCUGAAACCCAAGAAUGCAUAGAGUCCUCAUGGAGUAAGAAAAGACAUAGGACUGGUAAAUGUUACUAGCAUACCCCCAUUGCCAGUGGAAGCCCAAGCUGUGGGAGUCCUGGUGCCAACCUAGAGUACCUGAGACCAAGCGACAUGGUCAUGGACUAGCAGAGCCUUAAGACCCCAAGAUUUUUGGUCUGAACAACUGGAAUAAUGAAAUUGUCAUUGACCAAGAAAGGGAAGAUCAUGAGGAGGGCAGAGUUGGGUGUUGAGGAUUACUUGUAAGAGAUGAGGCACAGAAGACAGAAGGAGCUUUCCUGAAAGAUAGCAUGAACAGAAUGCUCCAAGAUCCAGAAGAUAUCACAGUGAGAAGAGACAUCCUCUGAGGUCCUUAUAGAACCAACGAUGCUCUGUUCGCUUGGUACAUUAGAGCUUGGUACAUAGAACAUGGCUAUGGUGCCACAUACUCAUCAGUCACAGCAACAGGAGAUCUUUUUUAGACUACUUGGAUGGUAGUGACUGUUAGCCUGGGGAAGCUGGAAUAAGAAAGGAGGAAUAUGAAGAUGUCACACUGGGAAUGUGAACAUCUGGGAGGCUCCAUUUGGAGAUCGGCAGACAAAACUGGCAAGACACUUGGAUGCUGAGGUCUUGUAAACAUAGUGUGGGAGGCAUUGUAAUUUGGGUAUCAAAAAUUAAAAGUGGUCUAAUUUUAUAUACAAAGACUGGUGAGGAUUUUUUCCAACCUCCUUACUAAGUACAGACUAAGAGUCUUGACCAAGAUUACCCAGGAAGAGGCCACGACUUGUGCAUCAGUAUUUUCAGUUCUAGGAAAUUAUAACAAUAUCAACUAAGAAAAUAAAAUAAAGCAAACAUCUUCUCUACCACUCAUCAGUCCACAGUUGGAACUGGAGAUAAAGCCAAGCACAACUCUAUCAGAAAACAAUAUUUCUCCCAAAUACAUGCUGCAGCCGUAAAGUACCAUAAAAGUCCAAUUCUUGGAGUGCCUACUGAUUUCUUACUGAGAAAUCUUCUUCUCUAUAAUCAUAGAUUAUCAGAAACACUUUUGUUGGAAAUGAUUUCAAUAGGGGGUCUCUGCACAUAACAUUUGACAAGGAUUACUUGUAAGAGAUGAGGCACAGAAGACAGAAGCAGCUUUCCUGAAAGAUAGCAUGAACAGAAUGCUCCAAGAUCCAGAAGAUAUCAUAAUGAGAAGAGACAUCCUCUGAGGUCCUUAUAGAACCAGCGAUGCAGGGAUUUGACAUCUAUUUUAACACUGUUUCCAAGAAAGGUCCAUUUCACAGUUCAGGACUGAUGUUGGCCUCUUUACAUACAGCAGUACUUUGCUUUGAGCCCAUCAAAAUUCUACUGCACCUAAACUCCACUCUUAACUCUUUUCCUUCCUUUCCUGAAACACUCCACAAUUCCUUUGAUGUGCAGUCCCCCACAUCACAAUGAGUCAGUAAACCUGACUUAUUUAGUCUACAGGUUUGUCCCACAGGGUCUCAGGCUGAUUGGGCCAGGAAAAGACCAUGUCUUAUAUUUUAGAGUCUCCUUUAAGCACACUAAAUUAUCUGUAUUUUAUCCUAUUUCAUAAGCAGAAGUAAAAAAGUGAUCUGAUUGCAAAUCAAAGGAUGUUUAUAGUUAAAACUUUCCAUGUGAUGAACAUAAAAAAUUCUUAAGACCAAAGAGAAAAAAAAAUCAGUCUUUAAAAUUAAAACAAAACAAAAUAAACAGACUUGGUUUCCUUUCACUUUGCUAAAACUCAGGCUGUGCCUCUUAGAAUACAACAAUGGUCACCAAGAGGGGGUUUUUCUCCCCAUUUAUAUGAUGAAGCAAGUAAUAUGACGUGACCACUGCAUCACUUGAGAGAUACUGAAAAAUUUGAAAUAUGAACCUCCAAAAACCUCCUUCCCAGUCCUCAUUCUUGACCUCCGACGUUGUUUUCUAUCUCACUGAAAAGCAGAAAAAAACAAAAACGAAAUAAAACAAAACAAAAUGGAAGAGAACAUGCUCCGACUCCCACCACUUCCUCCCACCCUCCCUGGAUUCCACCUGGAUACUGUUACUAUGGAUGACCUCUCUGUGCAUCUCACAAGGGCUAUCCCCUGUUCGCAUGCUAGAUCCCAUCUGCUCAUGCCCAUGCAAGGGCAUUGUUCCAGUACCUCUCUUCUUUUUUUCCCUGGUCGUCAUCAUCCAGGUCAGUCCCCAGGGAUCUCCACUCCUGGUAUCCAUGCCAUUAUGUAGUCUCUUCUCUCACUGAAUCAGGGAUGAACCGUGUGACCUAUAGAAUACUGCAGAAGCAAUGGUGUGUGACUUCAGAAGCUAUGUCAUAGAGGACAACGACACUUCCACCUUUUUGAAUUUUUCACCCUGGGAAAGCUGUACCUUGUCAUGAGAACAUUCAAGCAGUCCCUUGGGUAAGCCCAUAUGUGAAGAGGAACUGAAGUCUUCCACCACCAGCUAGACCCAGCUUGACAGUCAUAAGCUCUUGAAAAGGACAUCAAGUGUAAAGUGCACCGGCUCACUCUCAGACAGUACUGGAACCAUGAGCAGUAACGGAACAGACCUAACCAUUGGUUUCAUCUCCUCUUCUGUAGCUGUCCUUUUGUUUGGCUCAAACUUUGUGCCACUUAAAAAAUACGAUACUGGUGAUGGAAUGUUUCUCCAGUGGGUGCUUUGUGCUGCCAUAUGGUUGAUUGCCCUGGUGGUCAAUCUGAUAUUACAUUGCCCUAAAUUUUGGCCUUUCGCAAUGGUUGGGGGCUGCAUUUGGGCAACAGGGAACAUUGCUGUUGUCCCAAUUAUCAAAACCAUUGGUUUAGGCCUUGGAAUCUUAAUCUGGGGAUCAUUUAAUACCUUAACUGGCUGGGCAAGCUCAAGGUUUGGCUGGUUUGGAAUGGACGCAGAAGAAGUAUCAAAACCGGUGCUGAAUUAUGUUGGAGCUGGAUUAUCAGUAGUGAGUGCUUUCAUAUUUUUGUUCAUCAAAAGUGAAAUACCAAAUAACACGUGUUCUGUGGACACCACACCAUUAAUGACGGAUCAUGUGAUCAACAACACUCAAGAUUCCUGCCCUGAUUAUUCCUGGGUGGAUAAACUUUCCACAGUACAACAGCGCACAGUGGGCUGCAGUCUUGCAGUGAUAUCUGGAAUACUCUAUGGGUCUACAUUUGUGCCCAUCAUUUAUAUCAAGGACCACAGCAAAAGAAAUGACAGUAUAUACGCAGGGGCAAGCCAGUAUGAUUUAGACUACGUUUUUGCACACUUCAGUGGCAUCUUUUUUACAAGCACAGUCUAUUUUCUGGCCUACUGUAUAACCAUGAAAAAUAACCUUAAGUUAUAUCCUGAAGCAGUCUUGCCAGGAUUCCUGUCAGGAGUUCUUUGGGCAAUAGCCACCUGCUGUUGGUUCAUAGCUAAUCAUGCCCUCAGUGCUGUGGUCAGUUUUCCAAUAAUCACUGCUGGUCCAGGAUUUAUAGCUGCAAUGUGGGGUGUCUUCGUGUUUAAGGAAAUACAGGGUCUACAAAACUACCUAUUGAUGAUAUUUGCAUUUUUCAUCAUCUUGAGUGGAGCAUUAUGCACUGCUUUCUCUAAACUCUAACAAUCACAAGACCGGCAGAUGGCAGCAGUGGGUAAGAGAACCCUGCUACAGGACUCCGAGGGAUCAUGCUGAGAAGAGAGUUCAUUUUCUUAAAGCAAAUGGAUCUCAACCGGUCUGGGUAAAUGAUUUUUUUUUCCACAAAUGUGAGAAUAAAGGAAAACUAAGUUUCGGUCAAGUAUAAAAAUGGAAAAUUCUUCUAAUGAACUAUUUAUGAUGGUAGGACUUUACUGGGUGACUAAAAUGUCCGCCUUCUUACAGCAUUACAGCUGAGAGUGCUCCUUUUACCACAAUAUGUACUCGGGGUUGCAUAAGCAGCAAAACAGUGUGGAGUUCAUAUACACAAAGAAUUUUGUGUAUGUGAAAGUUUCCAACAUAUUACCAAGUUUCCAACAUAUUACCCUCGUUAAUGCAGAGAGGCAGAAAAAUGUUGGGGAGAGACCUUACCUUAUAAUGGAAUUAGAUUCCAAAGCUAUCUAGAUCCUUUGCCAGAAAAAGUAAACAUCAGAGUCAGUAACUGAAUAUGAAAAAGGCCAUUUCAUUUUUUGCCCAAACUUAUUUUUACUUCAAAUUAAUAUUGCUCAACUCUACGUCACCCCCUCAAAAUGCUUUUGAUCAUCUCCAGAUAAAAUCCACCUUCAGAGAACAAAAAUUUCCAACCAUUGAGAAUAUGUGUAUAAUACAUAUACAGACAUAUACAGUUACACGUAAAUACACACAUAUAUGUCUGUAUGAUUCCAAACUUGGGAGAAAUUCUACAGUUGCUAUAGUGAGGGUCUAGAUUAUUAGAAUAAGAAUUUGCAGGGACCAAACAUUUAUUUGUAUGUAAAAAAUUUUUUUUUCUGAAAUAUGCUUUUCUAAAAUCCCUUUUUAAACUGGAAGUUUUCUUCCACUUUUAACUGGUGGUUUUCAUUAGGGAAAAAAAACAAUGGACAUGUUAUUUAUAUAUAUAUAUAUUCAAAAGAGACAGAAUACCACUAACCCAAAUGGGUUUCAUCUUCAUUGUAUGACUUUGAAGAAGUUCCUGAGCCUCCUGUAUCAGAUUCCUCAUCUAUAAAAUGGACAUAAUGAUAAUGAUAAUAUAAUGUUAUUGUAAGGUUCAAAUUAAUUAAAAUCCGUAACAUGCUCAUGAGUAUCUGGCACUUGGCAAACAUUGUAUAAUUCUUAGCUAUAAUUGUUAUUUACUGUUUGAGCAAGAAAAUGUGUCUAUAGAUUGGAGAAUGUUUUGUAAGAGCUACUGCCCUCACCACCAACCUAAACAACAAAUUAUUAUUCAUUCCUGUAUUUGAGUGCAAUUUAAGUAAUGAUACUGGAGUCUCUAUUUCAUUAUUGAAUUCUUUGAUUGUAACACCUUACCAAAACUCAUUUUAAUUUUAACCUGAAAUAUUAAUUAUGUUGAUAACUUUAAAUAAAUUGACAUGGGGCACGCCUGGGUGUCUCAGUCCAUUAAGUGACUGCCUUCGGCUCAAGUCAUGAUCCUGGAGUCCCUGGAUCGAGUCCUGCAUCGGGCUCCCCACUCAGCAGGGAGUCUGCUUCUCCC
Molecule: messenger RNA, 5161 nt
Organism: Zalophus californianus (California sea lion)
Lineage: Eukaryota; Metazoa; Chordata; Mammalia; Carnivora; Otariidae
Gene: TMEM144
Product: transmembrane protein 144
Exons: 16
Coding region: 2578-3624 (348 amino acids)
Biological process (GO): carbohydrate transmembrane transport
Cellular component (GO): membrane
Molecular function (GO): carbohydrate transmembrane transporter activity
Source: RefSeq, a predicted model, not a curated record